CACCGCACUGAGCGGAUCAGUCAGGUUCGCCCCACCGCCCCGAGCUGUAACCGGGGUCCGGGCGACGGGGAACAUGCUCCAGCGGGAAAGCAACAGCACCCGGGGAGACGUAUGACAGUAGCAAAAUAUGGCCCUCUGUUCGCACAGGUUUCCGAGCGAGCGACGUCUUAUAAACGAGUGAUCCAGCCGUGGCAGGAGAACAUAGCGAACCAUGUUGCUUUAAGUUUGGGCCUGUGUUUGGGGGAAGGCAGAGGGCCAGGCGGGCGGGCCGGCAUUUGCCACAAAGGGCAUCAGGCUUCCUUUGGCACAUUUUGAAGCCAUGGGCAACACAGCCACCAAGUUUCGUAAGGCUCUUGUGAGCGGGGACGAGGCUCUGGCCUGGCAGCUCUACGAGGGAAACCCACAGUUCAGGGACGGCCUUGACCCCAAUGCAUCGUAUGGAGAGCAGUACCAGCACAACACAGCUCUGCACUACGUCUGCCGCCACGCCAUGACACGAAUACUCAGGUCUUUCCUGUUCAGCAAAGAGGGGAACCCCAACAAGCGAAAUGUGCACAAUGAGACAUGCCUCCAUGUGCUUUGCCAAGGCCCACAGAUCCUGCUGCUGCCAGACGGGGCACUAUCACCAAGACUUGCUCGGCCCCAGAGAGAUGAGCAGCGGCGCACUGACUGCCUCCAGAUGAUUCUGAGCUGGACAGGAGCCAGGCUGGAGGGGGGCCAAUAUGAAAAGGCCAAUGUCAACGCCACUGACAACCACCACUGCACCUGCCUGCACUAUGCUGCCGCCGCAGGCAUGAGGAGCUGUGUGGAGCUGCUGAUCCAGAAUGAGGCAGACCUUUUUGUGGAAGAUGAGGACAAGUUGACUCCGUGCGAUCACGCCGAGCGGCACCACCACACGGACCUGGCUCUCAGCCUGGAGUCACAGAUGGUUUUCUCGUCCUCAUCUCAGCAGUCCAACACAGACACUCAAGCUGAAGGCAACCUGCUGCACUACAAAGAGCCUUUUGAGGGACUAAAGCUCCAGGACCUGCGUAAGCUGAAGGACAUGCUGAUUGUGGAAACGGCCGACAUGCUUCAAGCCCCUCUGUUCACCGCCGAGGCCCUUCUCCGAGCUCAUGACUGGGACCGGGAGAAACUCCUGGAAGCCUGGAUGUCUGAUGCGGAAGCCUGCUGCCAGCGCUCUGGUGUGGCCAUGCCCACUCCACCCCCGAGCGGAUACAACGCCUGGGACACUCUGCCCUCUCCACGCACCCCAAGGACCCCGCGCUCCCCCCUCACCCUCACCCUCACUUCACCCACUGACAGCUGCCUCACCCCUGGAGAUGAGAGCCUGGCUAUGUGUGGGAUCUGCCUUUGCUCGAUCUCAGUCUUUGAGGACCCAGUAGACAUGUCCUGUGGUCAUGAAUUCUGCAGAGCAUGCUGGGAAGAGUUUCUCAAUGUCAAAAUACAAGAAGGUGAUGCACACAAUAUCUUCUGCCCGGCAUAUGAGUGUUAUCAGUUGGUUCCAGUGCAUGUGAUUGAGAGUGUGGUGUCCAGAGAAAUGGACCAGCGAUAUCUUCAAUUUGACAUAAAGGCUUUUGUGGAGAACAACCCCUCGAUCCGCUGGUGUCCAGUGCCUCGCUGUGAGCGUGCCGUGCGACUGACCCGACCGGGCCCAGGGGACAACGAUCCACACAGCUUCCCCCUGCUGCCGUCCCCCGCUGUGGACUGCGGCAAAGGGCACCUCUUCUGCUGGGAGUGCCUUGGAGAGGCCCACGAGCCAUGUGACUGUCAGAUGUGGAGGAACUGGCUCCAGAAAGUCACUGAGAUGAAGCCUGAGGAGCUUGCAGGUGUGAGUGAGGCUUUUGAAGAUGCUGCUAACUGCCUGUGGCUGUUGACCAACUCAAAACCCUGUGCCAACUGCAAGUCCCCCAUUCAGAAGAAUGAGGGCUGCAACCAUAUGCAGUGUGCCAAAUGUAAGUAUGAUUUCUGUUGGAUUUGUCUGGAAGAGUGGAAGAAGCACAGCUCGUCCACAGGAGGCUAUUAUCGCUGCACACGCUACGAAGUCAUUCAGCAGCUUGAGGAGCAGUCCAAGGAGAUGACUGUAGAAGCUGAAAAAAAGCACAAAAGCUUUCAGGAACUGGACCGAUUCAUGCAUUAUUACACUCGCUUUAAGAACCAUGAACACAGCUAUAAGUUGGAGCAGAGACUUUUAAAAACAGCAAAAGAAAAGAUGGAGCAACUAAGUAGAGCUUUUAUCUGCCGAGAGGGCACUCCUCCUGACACCAGGUUCAUAGAGGAAGGAGUGACAGAGCUGCUGAAGACGAGACGAGUGCUCAAGUGCUCAUAUCCGUAUGGCUUUUUUCUGCAGCAGGGAAGCACCCAGAAGGAAAUCUUUGAGCUCAUGCAGACUGAUUUGGAGAUGGUGGUUGAAGACUUGGCUCAGAAAGUCAACCGACCGUACCUGCGCACGCCCUGCCAUAAAAUUGUCAGUGCAACGCGUCUGGUACAGCAGAAGAGGCAGGAGUUUCUGGCAUCUGUGGCCCGAGGAGUGGCUCCAAAUGAUUCUCCUGAACCUCCACGCAGAAAUUACCCGGGAGCAUCGUGGGAUUGGGAAUACCUGGGUUUUGCCUCUCCUGAGAUGGGCAGUCGGCACUCAGUCUUGGGAGCAGGAGACCAAAGAGAUCGACAUUCACAGGAUUUUGCUGACAUUCAGUACCGGCGCAGACACCGGCCCCGCCGCAGAGGAGACAUGCUGAGUCUGCACAGCCUCCGAAGCAGCAGCAACACUCCAGAGACCAGCCGCAGGAGCGACAACACAGAUGGUUUGGAGAGAGGUGAAGGGCGCAGACGUGUGCUGGGAUCUCUGGAUGAAGACGACCCCAACAUCCUCUUGGCCAUCCAGCUGUCCCUGCAGGACACCCGCAGAGAGAGGGGUCUGGAGGAGAGGCCCCCAGAUCGAAGAGCCGCUUCUGCUGGAGAGUUGGUGGACCUUGCUCUACACUCCCUCAGCACAGAUGCACCUUUGGGUGCUUCUACAAAUGCACCUUUGGGCCCCAGAGGCUCAUCCUUCCCCUUGUCUCUCCUGGACCCUCCUCAGCCCCCCAACAGGACCGAUUCACAGCCCCCUGUCCCAAGCUCCAUCCCACUCCCUCCUCCUCCCCCCUCCCUGAGCGCAGAGCUGCUAGAGCUGGGAGAUAGCCUCUUAAAACUAACCAGUCUUUCCCAUUCCUAUGACCCCAACACACAGCGGCCAUGGGCGUGCUCUCAGUCCAUCUGUGGGCCUCCUUUCUCUAUGGAGGCAAAUCAUAGUGACCCCACCCACCGAGCUGAUCAGGACCACCUCAGUCUGACCGAACUCCACUAUUGCCCCUCUAGUGGUUACUCUGAGCCUGAGCAUAGUGCUCCCUCUGCACAGACGUCCACUCUCCUCGCCUCAUCUGCCCCGGACCACCUGCCCUUACAUGUCCCAAAGCUGGACAGCGCCUACUGCUCAGAGCCCCAGUCUGCCUCUGCCCCUCACUCAGAGCCCCAGCCGCCCACCCAGCUGUGCCUGCCUUCACCAGAGCCUGAACCAGAGCUGCUGCUCUCCCCAGUCAUUCCUCCGGGGGGCCCUUUCACCCCCAGUGACCCUGAGAGCCUCCAGGCUCUGGACCCCACUGCCAGUGCCCAGCUGUUGGACAACAUCAUGGCCUGGUUUAACAACAACAUCAACCCCCAGAACAACCCCCAGAGCCUGGCCCUGAUCCCCUCACCUCCCACUACGGAGACUGAUUCUUCUCCGGACACCCUCACAGAGACAGAGAGCGUGGCGUCCAGAGACACUGCACCUGUCCCGGCGCUCUGGCAGCCCCUGGAGGGUGAGCCAGUCCCUGGCACUGCCAGCCCUCGUCUGGAGCUGGAACACAGGGAGUCAGAGGGGAGUGCGGGGGGUACGCUGUCGCUGGACGAAGAGCACACACCCCCUCCCCCUCUGAGCUGUAGUCCCACUGCCCCACAGGAUGAGUCCUCACCGGAGGAGUGGGAAGAGCAGGUGCACCUAGUUUGACAAAAGCUGAGACAGGACGAUGUAGUUAUGUCAAAAGCACUGAUCACAAACCCCAGUGAAGCCUCUGAGUGGUUCAUGUAUUUUACUGUAAUAUCUAGAGAGGACUCGCUCUGCAUACUUUGUCCAAAUGAUGUCAUACUUUAUUUUUAAGUGCUUUUGUCUGUUGUAAAAACAGACAUUUUUGUUAAGUUAUACAGAUGAUUAGUUUAAUACAUACAUGAAAAAGCUACUGAUAUCAUGCACAUACAAUGCUGCAUAUGUUUUGUUUGUAAUAAUUUAUUCUCCAUAUUUAUCUUUGUAGUUCAGGGUAAAGUUGUGGUGCUGUCCCUGCUAAACUCCAAACUUGCCUCAUAAACACAAUUGUUCUGUUAGCGACACACUGAUACUGUUAGCCUGUGUGCAGCUCCUGGAGCCUGUUGAGCGUACUGUACAAUCAGGGCCUGAAAGUGUUUGGACCUUCCCCCUACUCUGUGCCUCAACACUGGACCAGAGGACCUGCUCCUCACAUUCAGAGCUGUUACUUUGAACAGGUCUGUGUGAAACAACACCUGAGGGAACGUGUUUCCAUGAAGGCUUCCUGUUUGGUCCAUCCUGCCACACUCCACAUGCCAGUAUUUAGAUUUCUGUGCUUCACUAAACUAUUGCUUUGGCUCAGUUUAAACCAAAACUAUAUUUCACAACACUACUCUUAGUUAAAAAUUUUGUUAGUUAUUUUUUUUCUGUGAUUUUUGAAACACAUUUCACUCUACUGUUGUACACUACUCUAUGAAAUACUGUGUAUAAUUCUGUACAUGUAUUUUGACUCAGUUUUGAGUACAACCGAUACAGUAUUUCUGUUUAUACUCAAGAUUGUGCAAUGACAAUAUUUAUGACAAUUAAACAAUUAUUGAGCCAAAGCAAUUUUUUAAAUUAUCAAUAGAAAGUCUAUGCUGACACAUUUCCAGUUUGUCCUGAUUUUAGUGAUAUUUCUACCACUACUGGCUGUUACUCUCGGUGAUGUUAAUAGUGUCAGUGAAUGAAGUUUUACACUAAUUAAUCUUUUUGUCUUAAUUUUUCAUGGCAAGAUGUAUGUCCAUGUGACAUCACAAUUAUGUGUGCCUUUAUUUUAAUUUGUGUAAUUAGUUAUUGAUUAGAGUCAUUUAGGCAUUUUACAUUUCUUGGUCUGGAAAACAUUACGUAAUUACAGAUUUUACAAAAAGUUAACGCUAUUCAAGAAAUAUAUUUUACUAUAAAUCUACCUUUAUGUACAGUAGUGUUAUCAGUCAUUUAGUUUCUGGGGUUGCCAUAUAAGGUUUACUUUCUAUCAACUACCUGUUUACAAAAAUAUUCAACACUGCCUGUAAGAAGGCUGAUGGUAAUACACUUGGCCAAAGGCAGUUUUGAUAUUAACAUUAUUAAUGUUUCACAAAUCCAUCAAUCAUUCCUAGUGUUAAGGUUUAGUGGUGUCAGGGCAGUUUAUUUAGUAAGGUGUUUACGGCAUGUUUUAAAGAGGGCCAGUGCUGAAGUCAUGGGCACUCAAGGUUUUAUCUUUUCUUUUCUUCAAUAAAAAAAUACACAAGUGCUGACACUUGACCCAGAGCAAGUUACUGCAGACAGGACAGAUCAACUUAAGCAUGCUCUUAACAUGUUCAAAUGUUAAAUGAUGUAUGGAUUACUGUUUUGAUGGGAUUUGGUCCAGUGCCAUUUAAUUUAUCUCAGAUCAAAUUGUUCAUUUGACUGAAUCUACAACCAACCAACAUGACAGAGAACUGCACUCUUGCAGAUCAUACUUGAUACAUUCCCUAUGGGUCUUGAGGCGCCUGAUAUGGCCAAUAAAUACUGUAAAUGAAAAAGUCAGUGCAAAGUUUACCCUCAAUAAAAUGGACUGGAAGUAU
Molecule: messenger RNA, 5901 nt
Organism: Boleophthalmus pectinirostris (great blue-spotted mudskipper)
Lineage: Eukaryota; Metazoa; Chordata; Actinopteri; Gobiiformes; Gobiidae
Gene: ankib1a
Product: ankyrin repeat and IBR domain containing 1a
Exons: 21
Coding region: 320-4027 (1235 amino acids)
Biological process (GO): ubiquitin-dependent protein catabolic process; positive regulation of proteasomal ubiquitin-dependent protein catabolic process; protein polyubiquitination
Cellular component (GO): cytoplasm; ubiquitin ligase complex
Molecular function (GO): zinc ion binding; ubiquitin conjugating enzyme binding; ubiquitin protein ligase activity
Source: RefSeq, a predicted model, not a curated record